This is a messenger RNA of Rotaria sp. Silwood2, 663 nucleotides long. The record is from the annotation of a GenBank genome assembly. Lineage: Eukaryota; Metazoa; Rotifera; Eurotatoria; Philodinida; Philodinidae.
AUGACUUAUGAGAGUCGAUUUACCGUGCAAUUGGAUGAAUUCGAAUCACUCUAUUCAAAUAUGCGAUAUCAUUAUCAAGAUGCACAAGCAGAAAAUCGUACGGCUCAUCCAAUGGAUGAAUGGUUGGCGUUUUCUACAAAUGUUAUAAUGGCUGAUGAUGACCCAUUAGGAAUUGAAGAUACACAGCCACAUGAUAGAGAAGUUCUCUUACAAAUAAUCCAUAUUCGACAUACAUAUUUUAUUAUUAAUUAUGAAAAUGGUCAUACCAAUGAAGAUGCAACGUUAUAUAUUUAUGGAAAUGAUCAUACCAUCGUUCUCAAUAUAGAAAAUGAUAUAAAUAUUCAAGUCAUGAAUAAUAACGAGAGUGAUGCAUCACAAAACGUGAUUAAUGAUCAAAUACAUAAUAUAAAUCUUUUGAACUCGAUAGAAUCACAAGAUAUUAUAUUGUCAACUAACAGUGGUGAUGAAGAUGACCAAAUUCUUGGUUCCGAAAGUGGUUUUGAGAGUGAUGAUGAACAUGACUCAGAUGAUGAUCAUGAUCAAAUAGUUUUAUCAUCAAAUCAAAUAAUGGAAAGUACUAUGCAUCAAACAAAUACACUUUACUCGAAAAUAUCAAAUCCUAUCGACUUAGGUUAUGACUCAAGUGCUGAAAGUAUUGAUUAG